This is a messenger RNA of Orussus abietinus, 1020 nucleotides long. It is a transcript of the gene mRpS7, whose product is annotated as 28S ribosomal protein S7, mitochondrial. The transcript is spliced from 5 exons. The record is from RefSeq and is a predicted model, not a curated record. Gene Ontology annotation, cellular component: ribosome. Bases 27 to 857 code for a protein of 276 amino acids. Lineage: Eukaryota; Metazoa; Arthropoda; Insecta; Hymenoptera; Orussidae. Gene Ontology annotation, molecular function: rRNA binding; mRNA binding; structural constituent of ribosome. Gene Ontology annotation, biological process: ribosomal small subunit assembly; translation.
ACGGGAAUAUUCUAUGAUUUUACUGCAUGGAAACAAGCCCCAAUCGCGGCAUUGUAAACCCUCCUUUACACGUAACCAAUAAUGGCCGAAACGCGAUAAGUAUCAAUAAAUAUUUUCGGCUUUUUGAAUUAAAAAUGGCAUCGAAGAGUUUAACAGGACGUUUGCUCCGAUUUGGAGGUUUUCUACCGUUAAUUAGGCCAAAUCUUGCACAAAAUGGAUAUGUGCGACAAUACUCCGUGUACCCGACCAGUUUCAUCAAACCUGUGUACAAGCCUGACGAGCAGAAAGCUUUGAACGAAUCUGGGGAGAUGCAGAAAGUAAUAUUCCGUCAAAUCCUGCCAGCCAAAACUGACGAGAGCAGCUCCGAAUUUCAUGACGAACUCACAAACAAACUCGUAAACUACAUAAUGAAAGGUGGCAAUAAAAUACUGGCGAGGAGGAUAGUGGAGAAAACCUUUGAGAGCAUCAAGCGAAUUCAGCUGGAGCGAUACAACAAAAUAGCCAAUAACAUUUCAACGGAAAAUCUAAGUCUCGAGGACAUAGAACUGGAUCCAAAGAAGAUUCUACACCGGGCGGUGGAGAACUCCAUGCCUGUCUUACAACUUACGCCGAUGAAGAAAGGUGGCAGUGUUUAUCAGGUUCCUACUCCCAUUUUAAAAAAUCGAUCCAGAUUUCUGGCCAUGAAGUGGCUCUUGGAGGCUGGAAAAGACAAGGAUAAUCAUGUCCGUCUUUACGAUAAGUUAUCGUGGGAACUGAUCGAUGCUGCGUACAAUCAGGGUCGUGUUAUCAAAAAGAAACAGGACUUACAUAGACAGUGCGAAGCAAAUCGAGCUUAUGCUCACUUCCGAUGGAUGUAAAAGGAAGCAUUUAAAAUAGAAUAGGAUAACAAGUAAUUGCUGAGAUGCAUCGAUCAGAUGAUUAAUUAAUUCAGUCACGUGGAUAGCUUUUACUGAUCUAGAAACUAUUGUUGAGGUUUCACUGUACAUGAUUCGAAUAAGAAAUGGUUUUUAUUUUCCUCUC